Oreochromis niloticus (Nile tilapia) is the source of this 2674-nucleotide messenger RNA. RefSeq lists its product as uncharacterized. Lineage: Eukaryota; Metazoa; Chordata; Actinopteri; Cichliformes; Cichlidae. Bases 914 to 2665 code for a protein of 583 amino acids. The record is from RefSeq and is a predicted model, not a curated record. Gene Ontology annotation, molecular function: MHC class II protein binding; protein tyrosine kinase binding. Gene Ontology annotation, biological process: positive regulation of ERK1 and ERK2 cascade; interleukin-15-mediated signaling pathway; T cell activation. Gene Ontology annotation, cellular component: membrane raft; external side of plasma membrane. The transcript is spliced from 16 exons.
AGCUAUGCGACAGACUGGCGACCUGUCCAGGGUGUACCCCGCCUCUCGCCCUAUGACAGCUGGGAUAGGCUCCAGCGCCCCCCGCGACCCUGGAAAGGAUAAGCGGAUGGAUGGAUAUUACUGAGUCAGCAUGUUCUUCUCUUCAUUGUUUAGGUGGAUCCUGAAGUUUCCUAUGUCACCAUCAGCAACACCUAGAAAACCAAGAUAAGGUGAAUUAUGACAAAGAUGAAGAUGAUGUUUCAAUAAACUAUGAAAGCGUUGGAUACUCUGCUGUUUCUUUCAGACGCCACUGAUCAACAACAUCAACUCAGCAGAGGAAACUGUUGUUAUAUUAUCAAUAUCAUCUCAUCUGGUUUUACAGGUAGAUAUAAACUAGAUGAGAACUUUAAAGCAAUGUUAACAGUUUUUGAGUUUCACACUGUUUUUAUUUUAAUCUGAUAGAAGAUGUUUAUUCAAGUUUUAAUCUUCUCUUGUUAAAUAUGACUGUUGUUAAAUACCUUUAAUGAACCAUUUAAGUCGCAGUCACUAUUGUGACACAGCAAACUUCAGCAAUUAAAAGUUUCUAAAAGUGUUUCUGAAUUAUGUAUCAAUGCAUUUUAAGCUAACAUCACAAUAAUAAACUCUCUAAGUGAAAUAUGUGCAGUGUCUAAAGUCCAGUAUGAGUUUUAUAACAUGUCUUUCAUGAUCAUUAACCAGUGUCUUGAAUAUUAUUGUUUAUAGUGAUGUAAUCUGGAAAGAAAAUGCAUUUCUCUUCAUUUGGUUCUAUUUUUACAGAACAAAUUUUAAAUGCUCACAUUUUAGGUCUGAGCAGAGCCAGAGGUCCUCAGUUUUCAUUUUUCAAUUUUGUGCCUCCUCAUCUCGUGUGUCCAAAUGCUUGCGAUCUGCAAAUCAAUUUCAAUAAACCAAGUAAACCAUGUUAAAGGAUGUUUUAACUCAGAGGAGUGAGAGAAGAAAGGAGACAGGAGAGGAGACUUGCUGGAGGAGCUAUUAUCAAGGAUGCACAGGUGCCUCUGAGAGUGAGGUCGAUAAAGAGAAUACUACUGCAUCAAACAGAAGACUGAAGAGGAAAGCUGUGGAUGAAGACCCUGGACUGCACACAUCACUGAAAAAGCUGAACCCUCUUGGCCCUGUUGUUGCUGACAGACUGCACACCCAGUGUAAAGAAGAGCAGGACCACAUCCCCAUAAUAAAGAUCAACUCAGUCUGUUCAAUGGCCUCCCCUGCUCCAUCGCCACAGGACUGCUCAGGAUCCACGAGCGCCAUGGCAUCCACCCCAGAGUUGAAAAUCGGCCAGAAGCUCAAUGAGGGCAAGACUAAACAGAUUUUUGAGCUUGUGGACCAGCCGGGACUGGUUCUAGUCCAGUCUAAAGACCAGCUCACAGCUGGGAACGCUGUGAGGAGAGAUCAGAUGGAGGGCAAAGCUGCCAUUGCCAACAAAACCACGAGCUGCUGCAGGAGUCUGACUCCUUCACAAAACCCACCUCACCCCCAUCUCUGCAUCUCCCAUGUUACUCAGUGCUCCAUCCAAACCUCCAUCAGAUGGGCCAUCAGAGUCCAAUCACCAAAUAGCUUGACUGGAUUCUGUUUAUCAGUAUCUGUAAAUGAAACAUCCAUGUUUAUGAAAGUUGGAGAUGACGUCACUCUGCCUUGUCUAAAUCUGAUAGAUGAUCAAAAUAACUGUGAUGGUACUACGUGGACCUUUACUCCAAGAAACAGAGACAGAGUAGAGCUGAUCACACUUGGACAGAUUGUUGAACAUGCUAAAACUAAAUCAGACAGACUGAGUGUUACAGCGAACUGUUCUCUGCUUAUAAAGAACGUCACAGUUGAGGAUGUUGGUCUUUAUUACUGUCAACAAUACAAAUUAGGAGAAACACGAGCUGAGAGCACUCUGGUUUAUCAGUCUUUCAUUGAUCUCUCUGUUAUUACCUUGACUGAACAUGAGGACACUGAUACGGUGAUGUUAAGCUGCUCUGUGGUGACAUAUGAACAGUGUCAUCACACAGUGAAGUGGCUGAUUGAAGGUCGAGAUGUGGACAAAGAGAACAAAGAAAUAGUGACUUCACAGACUGACUGCGCUGCCACUGUGUCUUUUCUUGAGUCUCACUAUAUUUACCCAUCAAGGUAUAAUAUAAUGAAAUGUGAAGUGACUGACACUAACACAAGAAGAGUGCAGCUGUUUACAUUCAGCCUUCAGCCCUCAGGUGAGGAAACAGGUGACACAAAAACAACAACGAAUCCAGCCAGAAAAACUGAAAUAAGCACAAAAUCAGAAACAAACCCAACAAUCAAGAGUCCUUCAAAACCAGCUAUCCAGUGGUUCAUCAUUCCACCUGCUGGUUUAGUCUCACUCCUGGUAAUAGUUGUGGUUUUCAUCAGAUGGAAGAGAACUAGAGGAAAUAAAACACAGAUGGAUGAAGAUGCUGGACUGAGUUUAAACCCUGCAGAGACUCGGUCUGCUCCUCAAACCAGUCAGGACUCGGUGGAUCCUGAAGUUUCCUACGCUACCAUCAGCUACACCAAGACCAACAAUAAAGUUCGGGUUCAGGGUGAUGAUGAAGGUGAUGCAGUGACCUACAGCACUGUGAAGGCUCAUUCCUCUUCUGCUGCAGCCACUGCUGAUCCCAGCAGCCUCUACUCGACUGUCAGUUUCCCAGUCACAUAGUUCAAGUUG